Messenger RNA from Candidozyma duobushaemuli, 4245 nucleotides. RefSeq lists its product as uncharacterized. Gene Ontology annotation, molecular function: ATP hydrolysis activity; ATP binding; ABC-type xenobiotic transporter activity. Gene Ontology annotation, cellular component: plasma membrane. The coding region runs from base 1 to 4245 and encodes 1414 amino acids. The transcript has a single exon. NCBI's taxonomy places the organism in Eukaryota, Fungi, Ascomycota, Pichiomycetes, Serinales, Metschnikowiaceae. Gene Ontology annotation, biological process: transmembrane transport. The record is from RefSeq and is a predicted model, not a curated record.
AUGACGACUGCCAUAUCGUCUCUGUCUGACUUUGAAUAUGGCACAACGCCACAGCUACAAAAACGGCUUCUAACGCCUUUUCUUCUGAAAAAGGUUCCUCCGAUUCCAACUACCGAAGAACGUCCCGUUCACAAACAGUGGCGAAAUCCACUCAGUUUCUUCCUCUUUACAUGGUUGUACCCGUUGCUCCAUGUGGGGUACAAGCGUACUUUGGUCGAAGAGGACAUGCUGAAGCUCAAUGAUGAAAUCACAGCAGAACGGCUUGCUGCAAAGUUCAAGGCUAUAUUUGAACGCAGGUUGGAAAAUGAUAAACAGAAACACCUUCACAGGAAGGCCAAGCUGAGAGGAGAGACCAUCGAAUCGUCAUCUGUGGCUCCUGAGAAGGAUAUGGACGACUACCGCUUGGCAAAAUCUCUUUGUUUUUUGUCCUUAUUAGAAACCUUCUCCGUCCAGUACCCAAUGGCCAUGACCUUCGCUGCAUUGUCGUUGAGUGGAUCCGCUUGCACUCCACUUUUAUCUCGGAAAUUGAUCACUUUUGUUCUGGAGAAGGCGUAUGGACUUGAUGUGAACAUGGGGACAGGUGUGGGCUAUGCAAUUGGCAUUGCUGCUUUGAUCCUCGUUACUGACAUUCUUCUUACCCAAUCUACCUAUCUUGCUCGACUCACGGGUGCUCAAAUACGAGCGAUUCUCACGACUCUCCUUCUAGAAAAAUCCUUCAAGCUCAGUGCAAAGUCUCGAAAGAAGUUUACUGCUUCAAAGCUCACCGCCAUAAUGAGUACAGACGUCUCGCGUGUCGAUAUGGGAGCAGGUGUUUCAGUGAAGCUCUUUCCAGUUGUAUGUCCUGUGGCAAUCGCCAUCGGAAUACUUGUGUACAAUAUAAAGGCCCCUGCAAUGGUGGGCAUUGGCCUCAUGAUAGCGUUCAUGUUCAUCGCGGGUAUCUUGAGUGUAUUUCUUUUCAAGUUCAGGGUGGCUGCUCAGAAGAACACAGAUGCAAGAGUCAGUUACGUCAAGGAGCUCCUUAACAACUUGAAGAUGAUCAAAUUCUACUCGUGGGAAGUUCCCUACUUCAACCUAAUAUCGAAAAUCAGACGCAGGGAAAUGUCCUUCAUUCUCAAAAUGGAGUUCAUCAGAAUGAUCAUCAUCACAUUGGCCACCUCGUUAACCUUGAUCAGUGCCAUGGCUUCUUUUCUCACCCUCUAUGCUAUUGCCCCCUCAAACUCCCGAAAUCCAGCCACCAUAUUCUCAUCCGUGGCGCUCUUUAAUAUGUUGGCAUCCCAGUUUGUGAUUGUCCCAUUGGCACUUGCUGGAUCUGUUGAUGCAUUUCUCGGGAUGAACAGAGUAGCUGAGGUUUUGGCAGCAGAGGAAUUGGAUCCCAACGACUCUGUCCACCUCAUAAGUGAAAAGGAUAAAAUUUCAAUGGAUGACGAGAAGUGUUCUAUUGCAUUGCAUAGCUGUGACUUUGAGUGGGAGACAUUUGAUGUUGAGGAGGAGACGGAUGUUGAUCUCACGAAAGAUAUCGAACAGUUGAAGAAGGAAAAGGCAGACUUGAAGAGGAAGAAAAAGGAAAUGAAGAAAGCAAAGAACGCACCGAAAUCCUCUUCCCCUGACUCGGAAGAGAUGUCAUUGGAACUCUCCUCCUUCAAACUUAAUAACAUCGAUUUUACCGUGAAGCAGGGUGAAUUCGUGGUCAUCACAGGCUCUAUCGGCUCUGGUAAGUCGUCCCUACUUCACGCUAUUGACGGGACCAUGAAGAAAAACUCAGGAAAAUUGCUCCUCAACGGCUCCCUUCUUUUGUGUGGUGCUCCUUGGAUUCAGAACUGUACUUUGAAGGAGAACAUUUUGUUUGGGUUGCCUUUUGAUGAAGUAUGGUAUGACAGGGUUGUGAAAGCUUGCUCCUUGACAAGUGACUUUGAUAUACUUCCUGCUGGUGACAGAACCGAAAUCGGAGAACGUGGUAUCACUCUUUCGGGUGGUCAAAAAGCUCGUGUCUGUUUAGCAAGAGCCGUUUAUGCAAAAAGUGAUAUUAUUCUUCUUGACGAUGUUUUGAGUGCUGUUGAUGCAAAAGUCGGAAAACAUAUCAUGAACGAGUGUAUUUUGGGGCUUUUGAAGGACAAGACCAGGGUACUUGCUACACAUCAGCUCUCCUUGAUUAGUGAGGCGGAUUCUGUGAUAUUCUUGAACGGCGAUGGCUCAAUUACCAAAGGAAGCCUUGCUGAACUCAAGAACAAAAGCCCAGCUUUUAAUGCCCUCAUGGAUCAUAGCCAAAAGGAUGAGGAAAUCGAGGAAGAAGAAGCUGUUGAAGAAAUACGAAACGAAAAGGAUUUCAUUGAAAAGCAGUUAACCAGACACACAACAACGCAAACUCUUGAGGUCAACGAUGACAGCAUCAAAGAAUUCUCAGAUGGAAAGUUGAUUCAAGAAGAACACAAGUCAGUUAAUGCAAUUGGCUGGGAUGUCUAUGGAAGGUUUGUAUUGACGGGUCUCGAUGGUUUUAAGGGCAACUGGUUGCUAUACGUCGUUAUCGUUAUGUUAGUCUUUGCGACCUUCACGUCCUUGUUCACUAAUAAUUGGUUGUCAUUCUGGAUUUCCUUGAAGUUUGAUCGUUCCAACGGGUUCUACAUUGGCCUCUAUGUCAUGUUCACUGUACUUGCCAUUGUGUUUGUUGCAUCUCAAUUUUGCGGGAUCAUUUAUGUCUUGAAUAGGGCUUCCAGAAUCCUCAACAUAAAGGCGUUAAAGAGAAUUCUCCACGUUCCAAUGUCGUACAUGGAUACCACUCCUAUGGGCAGAGUGAUAAACCGUUUCACGAAAGACACAGACGUCUUGGAUAAUGAGUUAGGAGACCAAAUUGCAAUGCUCAUUUAUUUCUUUGCCAAUAUCGUUGGUGUUGUCAUUUUGUGCAUCAUUUACAUGCCCUGGUUUGCAAUUGCAGUUCCAUUUAUUGUUGCAGCUUUUAUUGUUGUUGCUACCUUCUACCAAGCAUCUGCUAGAGAAGUCAAGAGAUUGGAAGCAGUGCAAAGAUCUCACAUUUACAACAACUUCAAUGAAGCACUCACCGGAAUGCCCACCAUCAAAAGCUUUGGGCUGGUACCCAGAUUUUUGAAAACGAACUCCAACACCAUAGACAAAACAAGUGAGGCAUACUUUAUCACCUUGGCUGCUCAGGCAUGGCUUGAUGAUCACUUGGCUAUAUUAGCCUCAUGCUUUGCAUUAUUGAUUUCUUUUCUUUGCGUCUUCCGUGUGUUCGAUAUCAAUCCCUCCUCUGUCGGUUUGUUGUUGUCUUAUGUCAUGCAAAUUUCCAACCAAAUCUCCAUGUUUGUGGUCAUCUUCACCAAAGUGGAGCAAGAUUUGAAUUCGGCCGAAAGAAUUCUUGAAUACGCUUACAAGCUUCCACAAGAGAAAGCGUAUGAGAUUUCCGAGACCACACCUCCUCCAGAAUGGCCGGACAAGGGUGCAAUUGAAUUCAACAAUAUUGGUUUCGCUUACAGGGAAGGCUUGCCACUUACCUUGAAGAAAUUCAGCGCCCAAAUCCGUCCACAUGAAAAGAUUGGUAUCUGCGGUCGUACUGGUGCUGGUAAAUCGUCCAUCAUGGUUGCACUUUUCAGAAUCGCAGAAUUGAAUCACGGUUCCAUCGUUAUUGAUGGCAUUGACACCGCUACUUUGGGAUUACACGCCUUGAGGUCAAAACUUUCGAUCAUUCCGCAAGACCCUAUUUUGUUUAAAGGAACAAUCAGAAAAAAUUUGGAUCCAUUUGGUACAAAAACGGAUGACGAAUUGUGGGAUACCUUGACUAGGGCUGACAUUAUUCCAGAAGACAAGCUAGAGAAAGUGAAAACCCAAAAGCCAGACGACGAAGAUUUUAGCAAAUUUCACUUGGACGGUGAGGUUGAAGACGACGGUGAAAACUUCUCUUUGGGUGAGAGGCAAUUGGUUGCUUUUGCGAGGGCUUUGGUCAGAAACAGCAAGAUCCUUGUUCUUGAUGAAGCAACCUCAAGCGUUGAUUAUGCCACCGAUAGCAAGUUGCAGAAAGCGAUUGCAAGAGAGUUCAGUGACUGUACCAUUCUCUGUAUUGCCCAUCGUCUCAAGACUAUUGUGAACUACGACCGUGUGAUGGUUUUAGAUCAAGGUGCUAUUUCCGAAUUCGACACACCGUCAAACCUUUUCAAUUCAGAAAGGUCAAUUUUUAGGCAGAUGUGUGACAACUCUGGUAUCACCCUGCGUGACUUUAAGACAAGGGACCAGCAUUAA